This is a messenger RNA of Schizophyllum commune H4-8, 344 nucleotides long. RefSeq lists its product as uncharacterized. The record is from RefSeq and is a predicted model, not a curated record. The transcript is spliced from 3 exons. Bases 58 to 213 code for a protein of 51 amino acids. Lineage: Eukaryota; Fungi; Basidiomycota; Agaricomycetes; Agaricales; Schizophyllaceae.
GUUUUGGCCAUCCAGUAAGCGAUUCACUCGCCUCACGGAUGUCUGUUGUCCGCCUCCAUGCCGCCGUUCCCAAACCUCUUACUACCAGGCAGGUCACGUCGGUGCAUCAACGCGGGCGUGGUGUUCGCAGUACCACCCCCGACUCCCGAAGCCACUCAGGUGGCCCCGAUGCGCACAGCAUAUCUGGCUUCCAUCGCUUGGCUACAACAAUGAAGUCUGGGCCCAUCAGGUGCUGUCCCUUGUCCUGUUCCCAGAUCAGGUAGGGGCGCAUACGGCCCACACGCCAGAUGCUGCCGUUAUAGUCGCAGCGCACGAAAGCUGGAAUUCUGUACGCCACCCGAGCU